This is a messenger RNA of Stylophora pistillata, 174 nucleotides long. RefSeq lists its product as uncharacterized. NCBI's taxonomy places the organism in Eukaryota, Metazoa, Cnidaria, Anthozoa, Scleractinia, Pocilloporidae. The record is from RefSeq and is a predicted model, not a curated record.
CACUCACUCACUCACUCACUCACUCAUUCUCUCACUCACUUUCUUACUCACCAAAUGAAUCAAUCACUUCCUCUGUCACUUUCUCACUCACUCAGUCAGUCACUCAGUCACUCGCCUAAUCAAUUUCUCACUUAUUUACUCGAUAACUCACUCAUUCACACACUCUCUCACUGA